AACGCGCGGCGGGCGGCAACCUCAUCAUGAGCGUGCGGGUGGCGCGGGCCGCGUGGGCCCGGGGCUGGGGCGCCGGCUGCCGCCGCGGCGCCGCGGACUUCCCGCUGCCCCCGCCGCGCGCCGUGGACGUGGCGGAGCUGCUGCGAGACGCCACGGCCGCGGAGGAAGGCCCGCGGGAGGUGGCGGCGCGGCGGCCGCCGGGCCAGUGCUCGGUGCUGCUCUUCCCGGGCCAGGGCAGCCAGGUGGUGGGCAUGGGCCGGGGGCUGCUCCGCUACCCGCGCGUCCGCGAGCUCUACGCCGCCGCCCGCAGCGUGCUGGGCUACGACCUGCUGGAGCUGAGCCUGCACGGGCCGCAGGAGGCCCUGGACCGCACCGCGCACUGCCAGCCCGCCGUCUUCGUGGCUUCGCUGGCCGCCGUGGAGAAGCUGCAUCACCUGCAGCCCGCGGUUAUUGAGAACUGUGUUGCUGCUGCCGGAUUCAGUGUGGGAGAAUUUGCAGCCCUAGUAUUUGCUGGAGCCAUGGAAUUUUCUGAAGGUUUGUAUGCAGUGAAAGUCCGAGCCGAGGCCAUGCAGGAAGCCUCGGAAGCUGUCCCCAGCGGGAUGUUGUCUGUCCUCGGCCAGCCUCAGUCCAAGUUCACUUUCGCCUGUUUAGAAGCCCGGGAACACUGCAAGACUUUGGGCAUAGAGAACCCCGUGUGUGAGGUGGCCAACUACCUGUUUCCUGAUUGCAGGGUGAUCUCAGGACACCUGGAGGCGCUGCAGUUCCUCCAGAAGAAUUCCUCCAAGUAUCACUUCAGACGCACCAAGAUGCUGCCCGUUAGCGGGGGGUUCCAUACCCGCCUCAUGGAGCCAGCCUUGGAGCCCCUGGCACAAGUUCUAAAGUCGAUUGGUGUCAAGAAGCCUCUGGUUUCCGUCCACUCGAACGUCGAUGGGAACAGAUACAUGCAUCCCAAACACGUCCAGAAACUGCUGGUGCGGCAGGUGGUCUCCCCGGUGAAGUGGGAGCAGACGAUGCAUGCCAUAUACGAGAGGAAGAAAGGCACGGAGUUCCCCCAGACUUUUGAAGUGGGCCCUGGGAAUCAGCUGGGGACCAUCCUGAAGAGCUGUAACCUGCAGGCUUGGAAGUCCUACAGGCCCGUGGAGGUGCUGGAGGACGGGACCUAGACCAUGCCCCCCGGCGGAUCUCCUGGUGCCCGGGGCGGCGGCGGCGCAGCUUGGGAGGGAGAAGGGGACCCAGGAGGGGCUGCAGCGGGCCUGGACCUGCCCUGCCUGUCCCCUGGCUUCCUCCUCCGAGUGACUGGGAGGCAGUGUUUGCAAAGUGGUUUGAAGGCCACAUAAAAAGCACUGAAAGUGAGUUAUUUCUUUACCUGCCAAGGUCCGUUUCUCGCCCCCCUCGCCCCCAGGCCUGUUCCAAGGCUGGGGGGAAAGCUGCGGCCAGGCCAGAAGAGUCUGCCUGGAGGCCGACCUCACACCGCUGGGCUCCGGUGGCUCCUCUGUGGGCUGGGAAGGCUUGGCCCGUGGCCUGUCACUCCACCCACAGCCAAACCUCAGCCCUUUCAUCACGGAAAGCAAAGGGCUUUCAAGACACAACUGGCCGGGGCAGCCAUCCUGUCCACCCCUCUCUCCGUAGUUGGGAGACUCGGUCCCACAUUUGUUUAUCUACCCAACAGAUGGUAUUGAGCACCUGCUGUCUACCUGUAAGCAAGUGGCCUCUGCCCUGGUGGGGAAGAGUCGGUAGAGUCGGUAGCCAGGCGGGAAGGGUCUGGGGAGGCUGGCUGAGGGCCCUGUUUCCUCCCCCACCCCCAGGCAUCCCUGCAGACAGUGAUCCCUAAGUGUCUACUCUGUGGCCGUGACCUCCCGUGGCACAGGCCACCCCCCCUAGCGCUUCUCUGCCCUCUCCACACCGUAGCAAAGCGCAGCCUCUCGGUGGACGCUGCUCCUGCACUGAUACUAAACAGGAGUCAUUCUAAGCUCCUCGGUGGCUUUUUCCUUCAUCAGUGAUAGUGGGAAACCCACUCAGGUACGGGAUCUCUGCAUUUGUCUGUAAUUGUCUGUGUAGACACCCCCCAAAUCCCGGGUAGGUUUCUCAUUUUUAAUUCCGCAGGGUUUCUCAGCAGGGGCCCUGUCCGCCUCUGGGCCGAACUGGCUCACGAUGUGAGCCGCUGUCCUGGCUCCCAGCCACUCGGUGCCAGUGACCCUUCCAGAUGUCGUGACCCCCGCACAUGCCCACGUGUGUCCGCAGCACCGGCUCCGAGCCCCUGUGAAUAGGACCACGGAACCCGAUCUUCCCCACAGCCUGAGUCUGAGUGUUCUCUGGAGUUCAGUGACGAUCUCUUACAACUCCCAUUUUAGGGCGCCUGGUGGCUCAGGCGUUAAGCAUCUGCCUUCGGCUCAGGUCAUGAUCCCAGGGUCCUGGGAUCGCGCCCCGCAUCGGGCUCCCCGCUCAGUGGGAAGCCUGCUUCUCC
Messenger RNA from Zalophus californianus (California sea lion), 2464 nucleotides. RefSeq names its product malonyl-CoA-acyl carrier protein transacylase (gene MCAT). Bases 27 to 1163 code for a protein of 378 amino acids. NCBI's taxonomy places the organism in Eukaryota, Metazoa, Chordata, Mammalia, Carnivora, Otariidae. The transcript is spliced from 4 exons. Gene Ontology annotation, molecular function: transferase activity. The record is from RefSeq and is a predicted model, not a curated record.